AUGCUCCUUCUCUCUCUCUCUCUCUCUCUCUCUCACACACACACACAACUCAUGCGCGCUCGCGUCAUUAAAGUCUUCUUAUUCAUUUUCUAUAAUCGACUGCGUCUUAGCUUCGGAUUCUCCUUAUACUACUACUACUACUACUGCUUUAUCUUCUUCUUCUUCUUCUUCUUCUUCUUCUUCUUCUUCUUCUUCUUCUUCUUCUUCUUCUUCACACUCUCUAACGCUCUAUUAUCCAUUCCUUCCCAAUCUACGCUUCUUCUUCUUCUUCUUCUUCUUUUAUCGCUUCUUCUUCUUCUUCUUCUUCACAUUUUCACCCUCUUUUACCUUUUAUAUUUCUCCCUUUUCGAUACUAUAUACGUUUUGCCUAUUCUUUAUCUACUUCUUUUACCUAUUUUAUCUCUUUCAUUUCGCUCUAUAACUUUGGCUUAUUCUUCUUGCUUCACCCUCGCUCUUACCUAUUCUAUUCUUCCCUUACCUGCCUGUACUAUGGACUUUUUCUCCUUGUUCUUCAUCUAUCAUUGCCUGAACCAACAUGUCUUACUUUACCCAAUAUCCCUUCUUUCUUCCUCAUUUAUUAUUUUAGGCACAAUCUCCCUCCAUCCAUUUGACAUUCCCAAUGAAAUAUUUCCUCGUCCUUCUUCUGUUCGUUCGUUCGUUCGUUCUUCUUCUUCUUCUUCUUCUUCUUCUUCUUCUCCCCAGUUCCGUCUUUUUAUUCUUUUACUUCUUCUCCUCCCCUUCCUGCUCCUCUUCUUUCCAUUUUUUUCUUUUUACUUCUCUUCUUUUUUCCUCCUCCUUCUUCUUCUCCAUUCUCCAUCUUCCUUCCUUUCCUUCUUCCUUCCACUCCUCAUUCUUUUCUUCUGUUCGUUCCUCCUCCUCCUUCCUUUUCUCCUCUUUUUCUCUUCCAUUUUUAUUCUUCUUUUUCUUCAUUCUUCUUCCCUCCCUCUUCCAUCCUUCUUCUUCUUCUCUUCUCCUUCUUUGUCCUCCUCCUUUUUCACCCUGUUCUUUCCUCCCUUCUUUCUUUCCUUCCUUCCUUCCUUCCUUCUUCUUUUUCUUCUUCUUCUUCUUCAUUUGUUUUUCUUCUGUUUAUCAUUCUAUUUUCUUCUUUUCUUCAUUCUUCUUCUAUUCGUUCUUCCAUUCUUCCAUUCUUUCUAUCAUUCGUUCAUUCUUCUUCUGUUCGUUCUUCAAUUAUUCUGUUCUAUCAUUCGUCCAUUCUUCUUCUGUUCGUUCUUCCAUUCUUCUGUUCUAUCAUUCGUUUAUCCAUUCUUCUUCUUCUUUCGUUCUUCCAUUAUUCUGUUCUAUCAUUCGUUCAUUCUUUCUUCUUCUUCGUUCUUUCCAUUCUUCUGUUCUAUCAUUCGUUCAUUCUUCUUCUGUUCGUUCUUCCAUUCUUCUGUUCUAUCAUUCGUUCAUUCUUCUUCUGUUUGUUCUUCCAUUCUUCUGUUCUAUCAUUCGUCCAUUCUUCUUCUGUUCGUUCUUCCAUUCUUCUGUUCUAUCAUUCGUCCAUUCUUCUUCUGUUCGUUCUUCCAUUCUUCUUCUAUUCUAUCAUUCUUCUCCAUUCUUCUUCUUCUUCUGUUCGUUCUUCCAUCUUCCAUUCUUCUGUUCUAUCAUUCUUCUUCUGUUCAUUCUUCUUCUUCUGUUCGUUCUUCCAUUCUUCUGUUCUAUCAUUCGUUCAUUCUUCUUCUGUUCGUUCUUCCAUUCUUCUGUUCUAUCAUUCGUCCAUUCUUCUUCUGUUCGUUCUUCCAUUCUUCUGUUCUAUCAUUCGUUCAUUCUUCUUCCAUUCUUCUGUUCGUUCUUCCAUUCUUCUUCUGUUCUAUCAUUCGUCCUUCAUUCUUUCUUCUGUUCGUUCUUCCAUUCUUCUGUUCUAUCAUUCGUCCAUUCUUCUUCUGUUCCAUUUCUUCUUCCAUUCUUCUGUUCUAUCAUUCUUCUCAUUCUUCUUUUCUUCUGUUCUUCCAUUCUUCUAUUCUUCUUCAUUCGUUCCUUCUUCAAUUUCUUGGUUUUAUUUUUUCUUCUGUUCGUUUCUUCCAUUCUUCUGUUCUAUCAUUCGUUCAUUCUUCUGUUCGUUCUUCAAUUAUUCUGUUCUUCUUCUUCUGUUCGUUUGUUCUUCCAUUCGUUCAUUCUUCUUCUGUUCGUUCUUCCAUUCUUCUGUUCUAUCAUUCUUCUUCUUCUUCUGUUCGUUCUUCAUUCUUCUAUGUUCUAUCAUUCGUUCAUUCUUCUUCUGUUUGUUCUUCCAUUCUUCUGUUCUAUCAUUCGUUCAUUCUUCUUCUGUUCGUUCUUCCAUUCUUUCUAUCAUUCGUUCAUCUUUUCUUCCAUUCUUCCAUUCUUCUGUUCUAUUUCGUCCAUCUUCUUCUCUUCUGUUCUAUCAAUUCGUUCAUUCUUCUUCUUCAUUCUUCUUCUGUUCGUUCUUCCAUUCUUCUGUUCUAUCAUUCGUUCAUUCUUCUUCUGUUCGUUCUUCCAUUCUUCUGUUCUAUCAUUCGUUCAUUCUUCUUCUGUUCGUUCUUCAAUUCUUCUGUUCUAUCAUUCGUCCAUUCUUCUUCUGUUCGUUCUUACAUUCUUCUGUUCUAUCAUUCGUUCAUUCUUCUUCUGUUUGUUCUUCCAUUCUUCUGUUCUAUCAUUCGUUCAUUCUUCUUCUGUUCGUUCUUCCAUUCUUCUGUUCUAUCAUUCGUUCAUUCUUCUUCUGUUUGUUCUUCCAUUCUUCUGUUCUAUCAUUCUUCCAUUCUUCUUCUGUUCGUUCUUCCAUUCUUCUGUUCUUCCAUUCUUCUGUUUCUUCCUUCUUCUGUUCUAUCAUUCGUUCAUUCUUCUUCUGUUUGUUCUUCCAUUCUUCUGUUCUCAUCAUUCGUUCAUUCUUCUUCUGUUCGUUCUUCCAUUCUUCAUUCUAUCAUCUUCUGUUCUUCCAUUUCUUCUUCUUCUUCUGUUCUUCUCCAUUCUUCUUCUUCUUCUGUUCGUUCUUCAUUCUUCUAUCAUUCGUUCAUUCUUCUUCUGUUCGUUCUUCCAUUCUUCUGUUCUAUCAUUCGUCCAUUCUUCUUCUGUUCGUUCUUCCAUUCUUCUGUUCUAUCAUUCGUCCAUUCUUCUUCUUCUGUUCGUUCAUUCUUCUUCUUUUUCUUCUUCCAUUCGUUCUUUUCUUCUUUUUAUCAUUUCUUCUUCUUCUGUUUGUUCUUUCCAUUUUUUCUUCAUUCGUUUUUCUUCUUUUCUUUCUUUUCUUCUGUUUAUCAUUCGUCCAUUUUUUCUGUUCUUUGUUCCUUUUUUUCGUUCUUCUUUCCCAGUUUGUUCGUUCGUUCUUCUUCUAACUCUUCUUUCUUUCAUUUUUCUCUUGUUCGUGCGUUUCGUUUACUCAUUCUUCCUCUUCUAUCAUUCGUUCAUUCUUCUGCUUCUUCUUCUUUUCUGUUCUGCUUCAUUCGUUCAUUCUUCUUUCGUUCUUUUUUUUAUUCGUCCAAUUGUUUUUCUGUUCUUCUGUUGUUCAUUCUUUUCUGUUCGUUAUUUCCUUCUGUUCGUUUCUUUGUUGUUCUUCUUCUUCUUUUCUUCUUUUUUUCUUCUCGUUCUUUGUUCUUCUUCUUCUUUUUUCAUUUUUCUUUUCGUGCCGUUUACUCAUGUCCUCUUCUAGUGGCUCUUAUAUUCUGCUUCUUCUUCUGUUUCUCCUUUUUUGUUUCUCAUUGUUGUUGUUGUUGUUCUUCUUCUUUCUAUUUCUCUCUUCUUCUCUCUCUCUCUCUCUCUCUCCUUCCAUGUGUCAUAGGACUUUCUUUUCUUUAUAUGUCAUUUCUCUUUUUCUUUUUUUUACUCUUUCUCUUCUUUCUUUCAAAAAAAGUCUCCUUUUCCGUCGUCUCUCUCUUCAUCACGUCACUAAACUCUCCGCAUGAAUCCAAUUACAUAUAA
This is a messenger RNA of Acanthosepion pharaonis, 3867 nucleotides long. Lineage: Eukaryota; Metazoa; Mollusca; Cephalopoda; Sepiida; Sepiidae. The record is from the annotation of a GenBank genome assembly.